Molecule: messenger RNA, 2118 nt
Organism: Coccinella septempunctata (seven-spotted ladybird)
Lineage: Eukaryota; Metazoa; Arthropoda; Insecta; Coleoptera; Coccinellidae
Product: hrp65 protein-like
Exons: 5
Coding region: 270-1304 (344 amino acids)
Source: RefSeq, a predicted model, not a curated record
AUCAAUACUUUGAGGUGUGAAUCAUGCAAGGAAAAUAGAGCUGUUUUGAGAUUUCCAUGUAAUUCUUCUCGAAUUCAGAGUUGUUCUGUGUGCUGUUGUUCAGUUUUCCGUGAAUUUCCUUGAUGAUGGAAUGGUGAAAGCGUUCUUUCCUCUUUUCGCAUUUCUGAGGAUAUAUUUCGGAAAAUCUUUUGAAAGUUCUUUUGGAUAGUUUCAUGUGCUUAUAGGAAUAGGGGGAAUUUCCAUUGGAAAGUUUCAUCAAUUCCAUCACUAUGACGUCACAGUUGAUGGUGAAAAUAAAUGUUGCUCCCUUUUCCCAGGUAAAUAAGACGAAGUCCAAUGUAAGCGGAGAACUGUUGACACUGAGUCGAUCUCAGGAAGGUACUCCACGGUUCAUCGAACGUUCUUCUAACGAAAAUGUUCGGAUAGCGCAGUUAGAGCAAAACAUAAAAUUUUUGCAGGAUCAACAUCAAGUGAUGCUCAGUGAUCUGCAAAACGAAAUAGAAUCUCUAAGGAAUAAAAAUAGAGAUUUACAGUUCCAAUUAAUAUUCAACAAGACUACACCUUCAUCGCCACAAACACCUCCAUCGAUUUCAUCCUCCGACGAUGAGCACAAGAUCGUAUCGAGUCCCAACCAACCCACAUUCACAUCGUCUCUCCACGUUGAGUUGUUGGAAAAGUCCAUUAACGACUUGAAAAUACAACUUCAGGAGAACGAGAGCCGAAAUGUCUACCUUUCAGCAAUUGUGGAUGAGCAGAAGAAAAAAUUGGAAAAGUACGAGAGAGAUCGCGAGAGAGAAAGAGAACGCGCAGUCCAAGCAGAACCAGAACUGAGGAGGAAAGUGGAAGAAGCUGAUACCAUAAUCCGUCGCCUUCAACAAGAAGUCAACACUCUACGUCGCGAAGGAAACUCCUCCGUGUCCCCCUCCCACUACCAUCAGCGCGAGAACUACAACCCCCAACGUGGUGACAGCAGGGAUGGACACGGACACAGGGACGCCAACCAACACAGAGAGAGCAACGGACAUCAAAACGGCACCUUUCACAAAAACGGCAGAGGAAACAGGAGGAACAACUCGAUGAAUUACAGGGGUAACUGGUUUCCGCCCCUCCACUCCCAGAACUACUGGCAGGGCGGGGGAAACAGGGGUGGCAAUCAGGAGAAGAGGAACCAUCCGGAAAAUGGACUACCCAACAUGAACAACGGCCAGCACCAAGACAGGCGCGGCGGUAACAACAACCACCACCAUAAUGGGGAUGGGGUGAGGCAUCGUGGGGGACAGAAUAAAGGGAGUGAUGGGUCGUAGAUCACUUGGGUUAUUGAAAGUUUUGCCGUGAAAUUUCAAUCCAUUUCUUAUAGCUUUAAUCCGGAGUAGGCUUCAAUCGGGGUAUUUCAGAUAAUCCACUCAUCGAAAACUAGGGUCGUAAGAAGGAAACAAAACUAAGAAAAAUGCCGAGACAGCAGAGAAAUGGCUGAAUUUCACUGCAGAACUCGAACUGAAUAUUCAAAGCCUGUUUUCUACCGACGCUGUUGGAAUUUCUAUCAAGUUGGAAUUAAGAUUUUUUCUUUAGAAUUUAUGGCGGUUUCAUAAGAUAUAUUUGAAUAUACAAAUUUAUAAUCUAUUAUAUUAUGGAGAUAUUAGAGUUUGAUAUUUCUUACAUACAUAUAAAGCACAAUAUUUUAAAAAUAAUAUAAUUACAAUAGACUACAUCGUAAUUUUUAUCAGCUAUUCAUCUCCACUCUGUAUAUGUUAUCGGUUUCCAUGUUUUCAGCCUUGUGUUUUAGCAGGUUUAGGGGUGAGUUGGAGACAUUUGAAGAGGGAGAACAUCAUUUUAAUUAGAAUAUGCGACGCCGGUUUUUUACUGAUCCUUUUCCUAAAUUUUUUUCACAAAAAUAAUUAAUUUUCAGAAGAAUCUGACAAAAAGAAUUCCGAGUAGAAAUUCACUCCUUCAACGCACCUCUAAACCUCCAAUAUUCUCAAAAUAGUUCACCCCAUCAUAAAACUUAAAAUCAUUCUGGGCUCUAUAUUCAUGUAUAGAAUGUCCUUUGAAAUAUGAAUUAUUUUGCUGAGAGAAGUCUAAAAAUCAUGCUUGGUGAGUAGCUGCAAGACAACAUUCAAG